AGCGAAACGUGGACAAGUUCGCGAAAAUUUUCUUUUCAUAGUGAAGUGUUAAGUGCCGAAUUCCAAUUGUGAAAUAUGCUAAAAAUAAGCCAAAGUGCGUCUAACAAAACAGUUUACAAUUUAAAGAAACAUUUUCUGAACUCACCAGACGCCAACAAGUCGCAUUCCAUAACAGUGCACAUUUACGGUGGAAUAGCUGAAAUGAGAUGCAUGUGGAAAUCUUAGUUUAAGAACGGCGAAUAAGGAGCGAUUAAAAUUAAUCCAAUUCUUCUAAGCAAAUCUGCAAAUCUGUGAGUGGUGAUUACAAAAUUUCAAAAGGAUGGAGAGACAAUUUUCUUACAAUUAAAAAAAAAACUUCUGCUUCGCACAUCUGCUUUGAAUGUGAUAGGAGAACAACGGAUCAUUAAAGGUCGAGGAGACCCACUGCUGUUAUGCUAAAAGGAUAUUAAACAAUUUUCGAAAUUUUUCGUAAAAAGUGAGUGGGUACCAGAGGAUCCCUAACGAAACGGCUAAGUAAAGUCUAUGGAAUCUCUAAAGGAACAGAAGAAACACAAACUAUAUCGUAUCUUAAAAUAAAUUAACUUAUUAGGCGCUAAACUGCUUUCAAAGUUAGUGGAGACCAGCGGAAUUCUAAACGACGAGGAGAUACCAAUUGCAUCCUGUAAGGAGAGCGGCUCAUCUCUAGAGAACAAGGCGACACACCGAUUAUAUGAUAGGAAACGAAAGUGAUUGGAAACCAGAGAAACUCUAAACGACCGAGCGAUUUGCAUAAUCAGCCUUUUGUCAUCUAUAUAUGUACAUAUACUCCAAGAGAAUGUCCAUUGGGCACCAUUUUCGCGGAAUAGACAAUUAUUUUAAACAACGCAUGCAUACAAGGAUAAAAAACCCGUUAAAUGUAAAAUAUGCAUGGGCACAUUACGUUGCAGUUCGUAGUAAAAUAGCUGAGAAUGUCAAGGAUAAUUGCGCAAAAGGGUGACUAAGCGCCAGGUGGAAGCCACCAAAGAGCUAACCCGCCCAACAGUCAUUCAGCUAACCAACUAACCACUAAAGUCCAAGUAAAUUCAACAAAAGUUGUCGUUGGCUUGCCAUCAGUGUUGUCCACCAUCACUGCCUGCGCCCAUCCAUCGAAUGCAACUCGUAAAAUCUGGCAAAUGCCAUUUUUUAAUUGAAUUUUCAUUACAUUUCCGUUUGGCCGGGCGCAACAUGCCACAAGCCAGAGGAACGGUCGACGAGGCAACAACGCGACGUCGACAGCUCCACAAAAGCUACCGAAACAAUUUAAUAUACGAAUCAAAAUCGGAAUCGGAAUCAGAAACGAAAUCAUAGCCAGGAGCCGGGCAUUUUCUGGUCAUCAAGUUAUCACCGGCCAUGGCUUUAUAUUUGUACAGCUUGUUUUGGAUAUGCGCGCUGUGAACCCAAGAGAAAGUCUACCACCCACCUACCUAAUAGAACCCAAUUAAUAAUCGUGCCAGUGUAUGCGGAAGUAUGGUUCUGCUACACUUUUUGGCGCGUAAACUCAGCUCAGUGGCUUCCAACCUCACACGUUAUACCACGUACUUGCAGCAUAUUGGGAUACUUGGAAUACAAUCUUGUCUGAUUGAAAUAUAUUUUUGACCAACACAAUCUUUCGGAUAAUUUUAAAAGAGGAAAUGAGGAAUGUGCACAUGUGCCCAGAUACGCUGCCUCGCAUUGCGCCGCACAGCGCAUUCAGUUUAGUUCAGUUCAGCCGCGAAGCGAGUAAAGACGUGUUUUCUCCUCAAACCAAGCCAAGUGGAAAUCAAAUCGCAGUUUGAGUUUGCGACACGUUUUAAGUGCUUCGUGUGUUCUUUCUACGCGACUUGAGAGUUUUGAGAAUUGUUUGUGUUUUUAAAUAAGUUGCGCGAGCUUUAUGAAAAAUGCGAAAAAAUCGAAAAACAAACUAAACAGAAAUAACAAAAAUAAAGAAAUAAAGAAAAUUAAAACAAACUGAUGCAAUUCCAUGCGAUAAGUGUACAAAAAUAAAUACUAAACAAAGAUCAUACGAUACGACAAAUGAAUAUAAAUAAACAAAACAAAGAAUUUAAAUACUUUGAGUGUUUGUGCUGCAAAACAUUUCUGAAGUUUAACAACCUAAAAUGCUGCAAUUUUUAAUGUUCAAAAUAUUGCACAAGAAAUACAAAAUCAAUUGAGUGCACGCCCUGAAAAGUGCCACUGAGAGACAGCAGAACAAUACGAAAAGCCAAGUCAGAGCAGGACAAAAGUCCCAAAUUGAAAAUCCAAAUCAAACGCCGAAGCACCGCACAACAAAUUUACGAACUUAGCCAGCCCAUACACAAAUAUUCACACACACACACACACACCCAUCCACACAUUCACACACUCACACAAUGGCCGUGCCCUUUUAUCUGCCCGAGGGCGGCACCGAUGACAUUGCCUCGAGCUCAUCGGGCACCUCGGGCGUCUCCUCCUCCUCCUCGUCCUCAUCCUCGUCGUCGGCAUCCUCCUCGUCAGGCGCAUCCUCAUCGUCGGGCGUCUCCUCCUCGUCGGGCGCAUCGGAUGGCGCCAGCAGCGUCGCCUCACAGUCACCAAACACAACCACCUCGGCCACGCAGACGCCGAUGCAGUCGCCGCUGCCAAUGCAAACGGACCAGGUGCUAAUCGCCCUCUGCGAAUGGUAUCAGCAACAUCAGCGACAUUACAUCGGUCAGGCGAAUACCUCGGCGCCGCAAAUCUUUCAGUAUCCGCCACCGCCCAGCCCCUCGUGCUCGAGUGCCCAGUCGCCCAGCUAUACGGGCGGGGAUGUGUUCUUUGCCCAUGGCAUUCAUGUGCCGCCGCGCACGCCUCGCACUAGCAUCAGCUUUGCCGCCGGGGAGGAGCUGAACUUCUUCCGGCAGCCAUAUCCGGCGCCGACAACGCCACAGCCAAUGCCACCGCAACCGCCGGCGCCGCAGUCGGCGCCACCGAUGCACUACAGCCACAGCUACCCGCAGGCAUCACACUUGCUGCAACAUCAUCCGGCCUCCUACGGGCACCCGCUGCCGGUUGGCGCCUACUAUGCCACCUAUACGCCGCCACCCACGCCGAACACUGCGAAUGCCUCCACCUCGACCUCGGUGGCCGCAUCGACUGCGUCUUUUGGCCGGCACGGUUAUGGCCCGGCCAUGGCAUCGACACCAUUGGCGCCAACCGGUCCCAAGAUGCGUCUGCAGCGCAGCCAAUCGGAUGCAGCCAGACGCAAGAGGCUGACCUCGACAGGCGAGGAUGAGCGCGAGUAUCAGAGCGAUCAUGAGACCAGCUGGGAUGAGUUUGACGAUCGCUAUGACAAUUUUACGGCCGGACGCGAACGGCUGCAGGAGUUCAGCGGACGCAUACCGCCGCGCAAGAAGAAGACCAGCAAUCCGGGCAGCACCAACAAUACGCAUCUCUGCGGCGGCAGCGGCGACAAUGCCAACGAGAACAGCUACAGCCCACAGCGCGAGCGAACGGCCAAGGAGAAGAAACAGCAAAGCUUCACUUGGCCAACAGUUGUCACCGUUUUUGUGCUUGCCAUGGGCUGUGGCUUCUUUGCAGCGCGAUGAGUGCCAAACGGCAACAGCAACAAGAAGAAUAAGAACCAUAAAUAACCAUUUAUACUUAAUCCUUAGCGAAAUCAGCUAAAAUAUUUUAUUCCCGUAUGCAUAUAUAAAUACAGUGAAGAACUUGCUGAUCUAGAGGAAAACGAAUCUUGAAUGUGUAUAAAGUUAAGGAGGUUGACGGGACACAAGAACAAUAUAAAUGUAUAUGUAUUUGUAUUCGUAUUCAUAUAUUCAUAUUUCUCUCUCAAAUGAUAAACUAUCCUUUAAGAAAACAAAACAAGCAACAACAAUUCAAACUGCUCAAUUGUAAUUUGUAGACUGGCUAAAGACUAAAAACGACAAAUGAUGAACGAUAAAUAUUUUUGCUAACAUAAAUAUACGAGUAAAAAUAUUAAACACAUAUUUUUUGGUAACGCUUUUUCGACAAAACAAAAAAAAAAAAACUUGAGCAUAUUUUUGUAAACUCUAUAAGAAAAUGUCACAUACUAUAUAUAUAUUAUAUAUUAAAUCUAUAUGUAAAAUUCAAGUAAAACUGUAAACUGCCA
Molecule: messenger RNA, 4099 nt
Organism: Drosophila virilis
Lineage: Eukaryota; Metazoa; Arthropoda; Insecta; Diptera; Drosophilidae
Gene: hid
Product: head involution defective
Source: RefSeq, a predicted model, not a curated record